This is a messenger RNA of Chaetomium strumarium, 1053 nucleotides long. RefSeq lists its product as uncharacterized. Gene Ontology annotation, molecular function: flavin adenine dinucleotide binding; electron transfer activity. The transcript is spliced from 2 exons. Lineage: Eukaryota; Fungi; Ascomycota; Sordariomycetes; Sordariales; Chaetomiaceae. The record is from RefSeq and is a predicted model, not a curated record. Gene Ontology annotation, biological process: fatty acid beta-oxidation using acyl-CoA dehydrogenase. Gene Ontology annotation, cellular component: mitochondrion. Bases 1 to 1053 code for a protein of 350 amino acids.
AUGCUAACGGCUGGUCGCCGGGUGUUCUCGGCGCUCGCCCGCCCGACCCUACGGGAUGCGACGAUUCCCGCCCUCGCCCAGUCCCCCGCCGCACUCCGCCGAUUACUCUCGGCGCUGGCCAUCCUCGAGCAGCGCGACAGCAAGCUCAACGCCGGCUCCCUGAGCGCAAUCAGCGCAGCCCAAAAGUUUGGUGGUCCAGUCCACGGGUUUGUUGCCGGCAGCAACAUCAAGCCCGUGGCUGAGGAGGCGGCCAAGGUUGAAGGCGUCGAGAAGAUCAUCGCGGUGGAAAACGGCGCAUACGACAAGGGCCUGCCCGAGAACUACGCCCUGCUGCUCGUCGAGAACAUCAAGAAAGGUGGCUACACACACGUAAUCGCAGGCCACUCAGCCUUCGGCAAGAACGUGAUGCCACGUGUGGCGGCUCUUCUUGACACGCAACAAGUCUCAGAUGUCAUCGCCAUCGAGAACGACAAGACGUUCGUCCGCCCCAUCUAUGCUGGUAACGCCAUCGCGACCGUCGAGUCCACCGACGAGGUCAAGGUGGUCACCGUCCGCGGCACUGCCUUCCCCGCCGCCCCUGUCGCGGGCGGCACCGCGGCCAUUGAAGAUGGCGUCGACCCCAAGGUGGACAGCCCGACCGAAUGGGUUUCCGAAGACUUGACCACGUCGGACAGGCCAGACCUGGCGACGGCGAGCAAGGUUGUCUCGGGUGGGCGGGGGCUGAAGUCGAAGGAGGACUUCGACAGGAUUAUGCUUCCGCUGGCCGAUUCCUUGGGGGCUGCGGUGGGCGCGUCCCGCGCGGCGGUUGACAGCGGGUAUGCGGACAACAGCCUGCAAGUGGGGCAGACGGGCAAGGUGGUCGCGCCGCAAUUGUACAUGGCUGUGGGUAUCUCCGGUGCGAUCCAGCAUCUGGCGGGCAUGAAGGAUAGCAAGGUGAUUGCGGCGAUCAACAAGGAUGCGGAUGCGCCGAUCUUCCAAGUGGCAGAUGUCGGGUUGGUCGGGGAUCUAUUUGAGAAGGUGCCCGAGUUGACGGAGAAGCUGAAUAAAGCGUAG